GACACUUGGGUCAGCUUUGGUUUGCUUUGGUUCUUUGAAUCUUUGUUAGUUGAAAAAAAGAAAAUAAGAGUUAUCAAAAUAAAAAUUACGUUGUAGUUGAAUUGAAUAUAAAUAAAAAAUAAUAUAAGUUGAAGAUAAAUAUACGUAUAGAUAUACGUAUUUAUUGUGUUGUACUCAGUUGUACUGUUGUGACUCCAUAUUUUGAGGUGAUUCAGAAUGUCAGGACAAAGUGGAGGACGAAUAAAACUCUCAAAGUUAGAUGAGCAACUUACCUGUAAAUUGUGUAGAGGAUAUUUUAUCGAUGCAACAACAAUCAUUGAGUGUCUACAUUCAUUUUGUCGAAGUUGCAUUGUCAAAUACUUAAACACUAACAAGUAUUGUCCAAUAUGUGAAGUUCAGGUUCAUAAAAGCAAGCCACUUCUCAAUAUUCGACCUGAUCAUACUUUACAAGAUAUUGUCUAUAAACUGGUUCCUGGUUGCUACCAGAGUGAAAUGCGAUGUCGCCGAGAGUUCUAUAAAAAACAUCCAGAUGCUCAACGAGCUAAUAUGACUCCAGAAACUCGAGGAGAACCAAUUGAAUCACACAUAUAUUCUCCUGAUGAAUCUUUAAGUCUUUCUCUUGAAUAUUAUAAGCCAUCUUUUAAUGGAAGCCCUAUACCACCUUGUACAGAAAGUGAAGAACCAAGUCGACGAUAUCUUCGUUGUCCAGCAGCUGUAACAGUUUAUCAUUUGCAAAAAUUAAUCAGAGCAAAAUAUGGACUAAGCAAUGUUCAUCGAAUUGAUAUUAUGUACAAAGAAGAACCAUUGUAUGGUAAUUAUUCUCUUAUGGACGUUAUGUACAUUUAUCAUUGGAGACGAAAAGUUCCACUGCAUCUAAGCUAUAGAAUCUUUGAAUCUUCAUCAAAACGUUUGAAACUUUCUGAUGAUAAUGAAGAAUAUAAAGAAUCGUUAUCGAAUGCAGGCAUCAGUACUUUAAAUUUGGACAAAGUGCAACAUGAAGAUGGAAUAAAAAAAGAAUGGAAAGAAGUCCAAUUAAAAAUAUCUGAAACUGGUGUAAUUAGUGUCACAGGAAUUACAAAUCCUGAUUCUAAGAAAAAUGAACAAAAAGAAACUCUUGAGGAAGAUCAACGAAAGCUUGAUGAAAGUAUUGAAAUGGCUAAUGCAUCAAAGACAGAAAAUACGAUGUCUAAAGAAAAAAUCAAUAAAGAAACUUCCAGUACAUGUACAAUUUCUGAACCCCCAAAAAUAUCCAGUGAUUCACAACCUGGGAAACAUAAAUUGUCCAUGAAAGCAGACAAUAUAAUAGGUGAGAAGAGUAACCAGACAAUUGAUUCGGGCAAUAAUGGAAAAACACCAUUAGAAAGCUCUGCUGUCAUAAAAAAACAUGAAUUAGUUUCAAAAAGUUGUGAGGAAUUGCAACGCCCAACAUCAAGUCUAAACACAAAAAAUAAUAAUAGUACAAAUCAAGCUAGUGGUUCUAAAAUUGAUGCAUUAAGUGCUAAACUUCAGUUCCAUCCAAAAGUUGGCCAAGUCAAUAAUACAUACUCAAAAAGAGGACAAAAAGAUAAAAAAACAAUUCUCGAAAAAGUUCUUAAAAAUACAGAUAUUAAAAAAGAUAUAAAAGAAAAAAUAAAUCGAACAAGUGGAGGUGGAAUAAUUGCAAACUUAUCAAAUAAGCUGCAAAUCAACACAUCACAAACAACACCGAAUCCUUUUUACAAUUUAUCAUAUGUACCAUCAGUUUCCAUUUCAAUCGCAUCUCGCAAAAAUGCGUCUCCAGAUGGUGUUAAAGAUUCACCUGGAUCAGCUACAGGACUUGGAUCUGCUCGUACUGAUAAUUCUGAAAGUUCCCAUCAACAACAACGAUUGAAUAAUAUUUCUGCUAAUAAUAAAAACCUUGCGAGCAUUGGACUUAAUGUUUCGACUGCUUCAUGUUCAUCAAGUUCUUCAAAUAAUACUUCCACUGUUCAGGAAUUUGUUAAUAAUGCAAUGCGAAAGAGUACUCCAAUGAGCAUCUACACAAUUCCGAGUUUUACAGCUGUAAAAAAUCUCGUUUCCGGUUCAUCAAAUAAUAAUAAUAACAAUCAAAACAAUAGUACCAAUGAAAAAUUAUGUGCUACGCCACCUUCAGGUACAGGAAAAUUGAAUAAUUUUAAACCAAAUUCAACAGGAUCAAAUUCAUUAGCUCCACCAUGUCCAGACGCAAUCCCCAUUUCUUCAAUGAAACCAACGAUUAGAAAAACUGAAAUUAUUGCCAAAGGAACAAUAUUAAACGAAAUUUGUGCUAAAAUUGGAACUUCAGGAUCAAAAAUAAAUGACAUAUGUGCUAAAAUAGGAGAAACUUCAAAAGAAAAAGAUAAGAAUAAUUUAGAGAUUAAAACAAGACCUGAAAUUCCAGAUCUUUUGAAAAUUUCAAAAAAGACUAUGAAUGAUUCUUCUAGUUUUAUCAAUAUUCCUAAUGUACCAUGUUACACACCUAGUAGUACUUCAAUUUUCGGCUCAACCGAUUCAAAAGCUAAUAAAAUAAUUUAUACAUCAUCAAGUCAACCGACAUCUAGUUCCAUUUCAAUAACAUCACAAUCUGGGUCCAAUAUUAUUCUCAAAGGAGGAGUCUCUGUUGUGAAAAAACAAUCACAAUACAAAACUCUUCGUGAUCCUCCAAAAACAUGGAAUCCUACUUUAUCAAAAAAUCAAGCAAAAGAAUUACAUCAAAGUCAAAGUUUAGUGUCGGAAUUUGAAAGUGGUAGUAGUGGAAAUAGAAGUAGUGGAAGUGGAAAUUUAAAACCGAUUGCUUCAAAGCCAGCUAAAAUUUUUAAAAUGCGAAAUGUACCGAAAUAUUUAGGAAAUCCUGCAUCUGGAGUCAAACCAAUGUAUGGAGUAUCAAACGAAGGCUCAGGAAAUAACAAAGAGUCAGAACAAAAGCUAGCUAAAGAACAAAGUCCAGUAUCAACUGUGAUAGAAAGUCAUGAGAAAAAUACUGUAUCAAAUGUUAGUGUAACGAAAACUGAUACAAAAACUAUUUCACCAGUUGUUUUAACAACAAAAAGUCCAGUUGUUUCACCAUCUCUGUAUUCUCCAAGUACUGGAAGCUACAAAAAUACACCAGCUCAUUCAAAAGACACGUGUCAUAGCACAAACUCGUUAUUAUCACCAAGGAAUUCUCCUGUAAAUCCUUUUGUACCAUCAUCAACACCAAACACAAAUCCACGAUUGAUUUACUCACAUCAGCCACCAACAUUGUCUGAAUCAACAAAAUUCAUGAAUCAUUCAAUUCAUUCUCCAGUAAGAAUGGCUUCUCUGAGUGCUUUUCACAGCAGUUUACCACCUUCAAUUAAUAAAUUGUAUCAACGAACAAGUUACAUGUCUUCAUCAUCGAGUACUCAUGGACAAAAUACAUCUUCUCAAUCACCAACAGUUCAACGUACACUUUCUCAGUCAGCUCCGCCAAAAUCUCCGAAAACAGCAAGCUCGUCGUCAAGUUCAAAUAGCAAUCCAAUCAAAACUGAGACACAAGCUACUACAGAUUCUACAGGAAACGCGAAUAAAGCCAAUCAACUCAUAGAUAAUCAAGAAUCUGGUACUUCCAGUUCUACAAAAGUUUUAGCAUCUGAAAAUUUGUCUACUGCGGUUGCGUCUGACCUAUCAAAAACCUCUUCACCCAGUAGUAAAGUAGUAUCAACUUGCACAGACAAUAAUCCAGCAAGUUCAUCAGAUAAAGAACCAAACAAUACAAGUAACGUCUCUUGUAACACCAUAAUCGAUGCUUGCAAAGACUCUAAAAAAGAGCAUGAAAAUAAAGACGAAGAAACUUCUUCUAAACUUCAAUCAAAUGAGAAAGCUGAAAAUAAAGAAGUCAAAGAUAGCUUAAACAAUAUUCCGAAGCUUAAAGUAAAUGAACAAUCUACUUCUAAUGAAACGAACGCUGACAGUUAACAGCUGAAUAUUUUAACUUGAAAAAAAAAAAAAACAAAACAAUUUAUUCUAUAGACAUUGGUUACUUUAUAUUUUUUAUUUAUUUAAAAAUCGAAUAAUAUUUUUAUUUUAUUCCUAAAUCAUGUUUGAAUCGAAACUUGAUCGAAAAAAAAAACCAACAACUUAAAAAUAUUUUUUUAAAAACAAAAUAACUAUAGUAUUAAUAUUUUAUUUUAAAUCAAGAAUAUUACUUUUUCAACAAUUGAUUAUAUUACAAUAUCAAUUAUAAUUUUUAACAGAUAACGAAAAAAAAAAAAAUAAAAA
Messenger RNA from Aphidius gifuensis, 4236 nucleotides. RefSeq names its product protein suppressor 2 of zeste-like. Gene Ontology annotation, cellular component: PRC1 complex. Lineage: Eukaryota; Metazoa; Arthropoda; Insecta; Hymenoptera; Braconidae. Gene Ontology annotation, molecular function: promoter-specific chromatin binding. Gene Ontology annotation, biological process: negative regulation of transcription by RNA polymerase II. The transcript has 4 exons. Bases 217 to 3933 code for a protein of 1238 amino acids. The record is from RefSeq and is a predicted model, not a curated record.